AGAAAAUUUUUCGCAUAUUUUUUGUUAAAAAUAUUAAGCAAAUUAAUUUGAAAUAUAAGAUUAAUUGUUAAAUAAAAGUGUAAACAAUUGUUUUAUUAUCUAAUGAUUCAAAAAAUCUUGUGAAAAAAUGUCUGAAUAUGAAAAUAAAAAUGAGGUGCCACAGGAAACCAGUGAGACGACGGUGUCACCCCUUGCCACAGCACAAACAACAAAUACAGAAAUGCCGGCUUUGGAAAGUGCAUUUCGUGCUUUAGAAGAAAUCGCAAAUGAAGAUUUUGAUCUUAUGUUGCCGGAAAUGGAGAAUUUAGGUGAAACAUCUACAAUGCUGGAGGAGAAGAUAAAAGAUAAUGUGCAAAUAUCGGAAAUGGUUGGGGAACAGCCUACCACAAGCAAUCUGAAGACAGUAGAGGAAAAUUUGGAGCUAUCAAAAGCUGAAGCAGAACAAUUCAUGACCGAAGCAUUUUAUGAAGGUGUUGAUUCUGCACUUGAACCAGCAGUUGAACCUGCUCUUGAACCCAAAGCAGUACAACAAAUUGAAGAACCUAAAAAUAUUGCCUUGGACGAAGUAGGUCCAAAGGAAGUUUCCAAUCUUCUAACAGAACAAAUAGAUUUAAAUGUAACAGAACAAACAAUUUCGAAAAGCAGUGAUUCGAAUGAACAAAAUAUGGCUAUAUCUCCAGUAAAAGAAGUACCAACAGUAGAACCACCUGUAAUACCAACACAACAUCUGGAAAGUUCAACUGAGAAAAAAGUGGAAGAUCUUAAAAAUAAAGAAGAAACAGUUUCUGCAAUUAAGGCACAAACUUCAGCCAUAGAAGAACCUGUUAAACAAACCGACGAUGUGGAAUCUUCAAAACUUUCCCAACAAACUGCCGAGAAAUCUGAGGUGGAAACUCAAGACGAUAUAAAAGAUACAAUAGCUAUAGAACAAGUUUCUCAUGAUGUUGCGUCUAUUGAAAGCGAGCUUCCUAUUAAAGAAAAUAUUGAAAAUGAAAUUCCGAAUACUGAACCCAUAGAACCUAUGGAUACUUGUGACAGUCAAGAAUCUAUAAAUUUAAUUAUUGAUGAAACAUCAAAUAAUGCAGAAACAAAAGAUGAACUUUUGGAUAAUAAUAAAAUUGACGAAGACACAAAUAUGGAAGUAGAUCUAAAGAAAACUACAACUGAAGACCAAGAUAAAACGGCUGAAGAAUCUCAGAAAAAUGUUAAUACAAAUACAGAAAUAACUAAUGAAAAAGUAACAAAGAAAGAGGCACAAUCUGGUGAAGAUAAAACGAAGAAUAAAGAUUGUCUUAAUAAGACUAAAAAUGAUGAUGAUGUUAUACCCAUAGAACAACCGCCAGUACCGGUAAUUGAAAUUGAUGAUGAAGAUGAUAUGGAAACUGAAAAUAAACAUACUGCAAUGGACGUAGAUAAAAACCCUAAAGAAUCUAAAGUUACUAAUGAAGAACCUAUUAACAGUAACAAUCAAAAUGAAGAUUUAUUACUAGAGAAAUCAUCGGAAAAACCUUUAAAUGAUAAUAUAAUAAACGAAGAGCCAACAUCUUCAUCUAAUGACAUAGAAGAAACCAAUGAUGAGGUUUUCUACAAUAAGGAAUGUAUAAAUUAUGAGUGUCCACAUAAACACAAACAGUUCUUUAAAGUACCACAGUUUGCUUUUAGUUACUAUAAGGUAACAAAAAAGAAAUUUAAAACUCAAUAUAUAUGUGCCGAUUGCUAUGACAAAGCUUUGGAAAUGUAUGAGGAAUUUUGUGGUCUAAUAAGUGCUAAACAACCUUUACUUUUGGAGAACAUACCUACAGGUAGACAAGAAUUUGUAGAAAUCAUUGAUAGCAGUGAUGACGAAGAUACAAGCAUCGAUAAGGCUAAAACAACUGAACCUUUAAAAACAGCUUUCUCGAAAAAUGAUCUAUCACUUAUCGAAUCAGAAUUACAUGCUACUAUUAAGUCUGUUUUGGAACGAGUUGAAAUACAAAAUCAAUUAACCUGGUCCAAAACUAUACUAACAGAACGUUUAAAACGUUUAGAAAUGGAAACCGAAUACGUAGACGGCGAGUUAAAAGCAUUACAAAGAAAGGCCGAUAAAAUGCAUGAAGGUUUAUAUUCCUGUCCCAAAAUCAAAAUACGUCAGCUACAGCCCUUAGAUUUAAAUAGUGGCAAAUUAAUGAGUUUUGAAACACCAACAGUGCAAAAAGAAGUACAGCCUAUUCCUCCGGUGGGUGAAAUUGAGAGGCCUCCCAUUCAACAAAACUUUAUUUAUUUUGCUGUUAAAAAUAAUCCCAUUGCUAGUUGGGUACCUUGUAGAGUUAUGGAACUAGUUGAUAGCGGUUCUUAUAAUGUUAAACAUUAUAAAAUUAAAUUCAUUAAAAAUCAAAAUCAAGUUCCUAAAACUGUACCAGCUAAAUAUUUAGCCUACUAUGAUCCUCCAGCUGUUAGAUUACCCAUAGGUACUCGUGUUAUUGCCUAUUUUGAUGCCACAUCCUUGGCCCGAGGUCGUGAGAAAAUUAAUGUUCAAAGUGCUUUUUAUCCAGGCAUUAUUGCAGAGCCUUUAAAACCUAACAAUAAAUUUAGAUAUUUAAUUUUCUACGACGAUGGUUAUACCCAAUAUGUUUAUCACAAAGAUGUACGUUUAGUUUGUCACGUCUCUGACUGCGUUUGGGAAGAUGUACAUCCUGCAUCUAGAGAUUUUAUACAAAAAUAUCUAACACAAUAUUCCAUUAAUCGACCAAUGGUACAAACACAAAAAGGACAAUCUAUGAAUACCGAAUCAAAUGGUUAUUGGUUACAUGCUCGUGUCGUCGAUAUUGAUUGCAGUUUAGUAUUAAUGCAAUUUGAAGGUAGUAAAAGUCAUACAGAAUGGAUAUAUCGUGGUUCAUUGCGUUUGGGACCAGUUUUUAAGGAAUAUCAAAAAUCUCUACAAAAGAAUUCCAAUAUGCCGGUAUCACGUUUGCCUAGACGCACUGAACCAUUUAUACGUUACACCGAAGAUGAGGAAACAUCUUCGCAGCAACAGCAACAACAACAACAGCAGCAACAAACAGAAAAACAACAAACGUCUGAUGGUAAUCGUGCUGUGGCUCGCAAAACAUUUGGCAGACCCGAGUCCAUGAUGAAUUCAGCACAACCCAGCAGCUAUCAACAACAGCAAUUACAACAGCCGACUGUUAAACAUUUAAAUAAUUCUACUAUUUACGUAGAAGAUGAAAACAAACCUAAAGGAAAGGUUGUCUACUACACAGCUAAACGCAACUUACCACCACGUAAAUUUGUACCCCAUCAAUGUUCACCUUCAUGUCUAUUUGAAAUCACUCACAAUUUAAGUGCUUAUAGUCCUUUAUCGAAACCCUUACUAUCUGGAUGGGAACGUUUUAUAAUACGCCAAAAAAUUAAACGUGUAGUUACCUAUCGUGCUCCUUGUGGUAAAAUUCUACGCAAUAUGAAAGAAUUACAUCAUUAUUUACGUGCCACAAAUAAUGUCCUUAAUGUGGACAAUUUUGAUUUUAGCCACGAAAUUAGUUGCUUAGCUGAGUAUGUCAUUGAAAGUGCUAUUGUACAGAAACGUGAUAUAUCUGGAGGUCAAGAAAAAAUGGCCAUACCAUUGGUUAAUUAUUAUGAUAAUACUCUGCCGCCGGAGUGUAAAUAUUCUGCUAAGGUUAUACCCACAGAAGGAGUACAUAUUAAUACAGAUCCAGCAUUUUUGGUGGGAUGUGAUUGUGAGGAUGAUUGUAUAGAUAAAACAAAAUGUGCUUGUUGGCAAUUGACAUUGGCCGGUGCUAAAUAUGGUAAUCCAAAUGCUGCUCCCGAAGAGGUGGGCUAUCAAUAUAGACGUCUACAUGAUCAUGUACCCACUGGUAUUUAUGAGUGUAAUGCUAAUUGCAAGUGUAAGAGUAGCUGUUUGAAUCGUGUCGUACAGAAUUCAUUGACCAUGAAAUUGCAAGUAUUCAAGACUUCAAAUCGUGGCUGGGGUCUACGCUGUAUUAAUGAUAUACCACGCGGUAGCUUUGUAUGUGUCUAUGCUGGUCAUUUAUUAACCGAAGCUAAAGCUAAUGAGGGUGGACAAGAUGCUGGCGAUGAGUAUUUUGCCGAAUUGGAUUAUAUAGAAGUUGCCGAACAAAUUAAAGAAGGUUACGAAUCAGAAGUUGAACUACCCGAACCGGAGGAAGAAGAUGUCUACAAUCCUGAGUUAGAUGAUGAUGAUUUCACACCCAGCAAAUCAUUUUUGACAAGAGCUAAACAAAAACAAAAUGCCGCCAGGUCAACACGGCCAGGUGGUAAUCAAGAUGAUGAAUCGCAAGAGAGACAAGUGAUCAAUUUUAAUCCAAAUGCUGAUAUGAAUGAAGACUCAGUUAGGGAAAAUUCUAUACGCAAACUCUAUGGAAAAGAUGAAGCCUGUUAUGUAAUGGAUGCUAAAAUUUCUGGUAAUUUGGGACGUUAUUUCAAUCAUUCAUGUGCUCCUAAUAUGUUUGUGCAAAAUGUAUUUGUUGACACACAUGAUUUACGUUUCCCUAAUGUGGCAUUCUUUUCCUCGUGUAAUAUACGUGCUGGCACUGAGCUAACUUGGAAUUAUAACUAUGAAGUGGGUGUUGUACCAGGCAAAGUUUUGUAUUGUCAAUGUGGUGCUGCAAAUUGUCGUCUACGCUUGCUUUAAGUUUUUGCGGUCAUUUUUUUCCGGCAUUGUGUUUUUUACAAAAACUUUAUAAGAAUUAGUUUUUAUUCAUCUUAUUUUUAAUUAGCAUUAGAUUUUUUUUCAUUUUGUCAGUAUGUUCGUUGUAAUCAGUCAACUAGAGUUAAUAUUAAAAUUAAUUUUAAUAAAAUACAUGAAUUCUUA
This is a messenger RNA of Lucilia cuprina (Australian sheep blowfly), 4828 nucleotides long. RefSeq names its product histone-lysine N-methyltransferase eggless (gene egg). Gene Ontology annotation, biological process: negative regulation of gene expression; heterochromatin organization. Lineage: Eukaryota; Metazoa; Arthropoda; Insecta; Diptera; Calliphoridae. The transcript is spliced from 12 exons. Gene Ontology annotation, molecular function: protein binding; zinc ion binding; histone H3K9 methyltransferase activity. Gene Ontology annotation, cellular component: nucleus. The record is from RefSeq and is a predicted model, not a curated record. The coding region runs from base 128 to 4648 and encodes 1506 amino acids.